AUGGAUAAUCCUUGGGGUUCAUCUGACCCCGCCGGCGCGAAUAACAACCAGUCCCAAGCUAGUCAGCCUGCCAUCAUCCCACCAGCCACGCUUCAAGCCCAAAUCGAACAAAUCGUCAAGGCCGCUGUCGAUGUCUCUCUCAAAUCAGCAGCAGGCGGGAAGAAAAGCAAGCCGACUUCAACCCCGAAAGCCACUCCAGUCUCGCGAAAGGUUGCUCCCGAGAGCUCCCACAAAUCAGCCUCCAAAGGAAAGGCGCCCGCCGCUAAGAAGGUCACGAUCACCCCAUCGAAAAGUCCCCCUCCUGUUGCAUCAACCUCCAGAAGAUUUGACCGCGCCAGAUCCGCUCCCCCCGAAAUCAACACUGCCGUUAUCGAGAAGCCGAAAAAGCCUCGCAAGUCAACCAAAGAAUCACCUGCGAAGGCCCCUGCACGAAAGCGGAAUCCUCGACAGAUGCAAACUGGUGACUUUCCAGCAUCCUAUGCUGGCACCAAGGCAAUUUUUAUUCAUAUAAAGGUACUCUGGGGGCUCUUGAAAUCAGACUCGGUCCCCGAAGCUCCUGAUUUGAGGGAUCUACAGGAAUUCUACGACAACUUCUCGAGGGAGGACCACGUCAAUCAAGCAGCUAGUUUCGGUUCAUCUGGUCGUGAACUGAUUGACAUCAAUCAAGUUCAAAUUCUCAAGGACGCUCGCGCUGGGCGUAUUCGAAUCGGAAACUCCUACCUUAAUGUGGGAGACAAUUUUAUUCGAUACGCCAAGGGACUCAUGGCUCGUUUGGGUUUCAGAAAAUGGCGGCCAAAUCUCGAGGAGGAUUGCGAUUCGUUAUACAACGCCGCUUGUCGAAUUGCUGCUGUCACAACAUUCCAGGAACUUGCCGGCGCGAAAGCUUAUGCUUAUCUCAACAUCAAUCCAGAAGCGGUUCAAAACAUGGGCUUUCUGAUACAAUGUUACAACCACUUUGUUCACUUUCUAAUGUUAGAUAAAUACAAAAAAGAAAAUAAAGAGAAGGGCAAACUCCAGAAAGAAGUUCACCACAAGAACGUCCAGAAGAAUCGCGAGCGACUGGCUGCCAGCAGAUUAGAAUUUGCGACACUCAACAAAUUCCCCCAGCGAUACAUCAAGAUCCUCACACCGAUUGCGGCUCAUAGCGACGAUGAGGUGCAGGAGGGAAAAGGCUUUUUCAAGAUCAAGACGUUACCUUAUCGAUCGAAAAACGCCAAUCGGUUUUUUCGUCGCCUGGACAUCCGCAUGUUGAAAGCAGCCGAGCAGGAUCCAAGCAAGCGUCGCCGUAUACGCAAAUUACCAAAGAACCCAGAGGCUUCAGCUUACACAGCUGCACCAAAGGGUCUUCCGAUCGACUUUUACGACCCUGAAUGGUAUCACAACCUGACACCGGCUCAGCAACAGCUCAUACCAGAUCUUACAAAUCUCAAAAGACUCACCCGAUUAUACUUCGAACAACUAGCUGAACCCUACGGACUUGUUGGAUCAACGACCAGCGAAGAGUCUGGUGAUGAAGAAGGCAAAGGCAAAGGCAAUGAUGAAGAAGGGGAAGGAAUUGACUUGGACGGUCCCAGCCCGGAUGCUUCUGAGGACGAGUUCUUUGAAGAGGGCGAUGCCGGUGAUUUGUACAACGACAAUUUUGUUGAAGAAGAUGGAGGCAACGAUGAAUCCGACGGCGAUGAGGAUUACGAGGAAGACAGCAACUACGAGGAUCCAGAGCACUCCGGGGAUCACGAGCCGAUGCAAGGUGUUGAGGAGGAUGAACCAGUCUGGUAA
Molecule: messenger RNA, 1776 nt
Organism: Puccinia graminis f. sp. tritici CRL 75-36-700-3
Lineage: Eukaryota; Fungi; Basidiomycota; Pucciniomycetes; Pucciniales; Pucciniaceae
Exons: 4
Coding region: 1-1776 (591 amino acids)
Source: RefSeq, a predicted model, not a curated record